UAUCAAAUCAAGAACUUUGAGACAUAGAGGAGGCAGAUCCCAAAACCCAAAAUAUAAUAAAAAUAUUACAGAGAGCAUAAUAGCCCCUUCAAGUACACGACACAAAUGUUAGAUCAGACCAGAAGUUAAAACCCUGAGUAAAAAAAUUAACUUUGGGUAUUUUAAUGGUGCUAUAUUGGGAUCUCAACUCUUUAUUUUCAGUUUUUUUUUUUUUUGAAACAAGAAUUUUUUUUUUUUGCCAAAAACAGUGAAUACCCAUGAAAGUUUAGUCCUCUUUUUUCCUUCUUUCAGACUUUGAUGAAAAAAACAGAGGAAGAAAAAAAGACCAGUUUUUUUUUUAAGUACUUUGAAUGAAUGGAACCUAGAGAAGGAGGAGGAAGAAUAAACAUAAACCCACAUUCAAAAUCAAAAUCAAAACAGACCCAGAUUGUGGAAAUGGAAGAAACCCAUAGUCAUAAAGCAGCAUCAGAAGUUAAAGAUUUCAAUAUAGUAGUAGCAGGAGAUCAGAAAGAUGAUCAACAAGCAAGUUUAAAGAAGCAAUUAGCACCAAAAAGAAGUUCAAAUAAAGAUAGACAUACUAAAGUUGAUGGUAGAGGUAGAAGAAUAAGGAUGCCAGCUUUGUGUGCAGCUAGAAUCUUUCAAUUGACAAGAGAAUUAGGUCAUAAAUCUGAUGGUGAAACCAUUCAAUGGUUGUUACAACAAUCUGAACCAUCUAUUAUUUCUGCAACUGGGACUGGGACUAUUCCUGCAUCUGUUCUUGCUGCUGCUACUGCUUCUGUAUCUCAACAUGGGAUUUCUGUUUCUGUUGGUUUAGGAGGAGGAGGAGCAGAUAUUCAUGGUUCUGCUAGUAGAAAUCACCAUUGGAAUUUAAUGGCUUCUUCAAAUAGAUCUAACACUAAUACUAAUACUGCAUCUGGUUUAUGGCCUCAUCAUCAUCAUCAUAGUGUUAGUGAAUUUGGGUCUGGUUAUGUGCCUACUUCUGGACCAUCUACAUCCAAUUUAGGUACUGAAACCUCAAAUUUUGCACCUAGAAUUGGGUUUCAUGGGUUUGAAAUGCCUGGUACUAAUCUGGGGCCGAUGAGUUUUAGUUCAAUGUGGGGUGGUACUAAUCAACAAAUUCCUGGUUUAGAACUUGGUCUUUCUCAAGAUGGUCAUAUUGGGGUUUUGAAUCCUCAAGCAUUGAACCAAUUCUUCCAGCAACAACAUCAACUUCAACAACAACAACAGCAACAUCAACAACAACAGCAGCAUCAACAGCAUGAGCAUGAACAGCAACAACAGCAGCAGCAGCAAUCUUCAAAGGAUGAUUCUCAAGAUUCAGACAAUUAGAGUUUGUAGGAAAAAUGGGUUCUCUCAAGUAGGAAUUUUGUUGAGUUUUCCAAACUCAUUGAAAUGAAGGUGAAUCUAUUGAAAGCUGAAUUAGCUUUGGGAUUGGACUUCCCUUCUUGUGUUAUUUCAGGUGUGUGUUGUUAAAAAAAUAGUGUAACCAUCAUGUUGUUGUUUUUGUUAGAGCUGAAUGAAUUGUUUCAUGAAAGCUUAUGUAUGCUUGCUUGUUGGCUGUUGGUUCAGGUUUGCUAGCAUUUUCGAAAGCAUAUUGUAGUUUUAUUGUCUGAUCACAAUUGUCUCGAAAAUUUGCUGCUUCAUGAGCA
Molecule: messenger RNA, 1649 nt
Organism: Papaver somniferum (opium poppy)
Lineage: Eukaryota; Viridiplantae; Streptophyta; Magnoliopsida; Ranunculales; Papaveraceae
Product: transcription factor TCP20-like
Exons: 2
Coding region: 355-1329 (324 amino acids)
Cellular component (GO): nucleus
Molecular function (GO): DNA-binding transcription factor activity; sequence-specific DNA binding
Source: RefSeq, a predicted model, not a curated record